UUCUUUUUUAAUCAAUUAACAAAAAUGGAGAAUCGUUUACGAAGAAGAUCACAAACAUUAUCUGUACAAGCAGCAGUAUCUAGAUUAACACCUGCUCAAAUGUAUUCUAAUUUUGAAGAAUGGAUUAAAAUGUGUACAGAUAAUAAAGUCAAUGCAACAAAUACUUGGAAUUUUGCUUUGAUUGAUUAUUUUCAUGAAAUGACCUUUCUUCGUGAAGGCGAUUCAAUUAACUUUCAAAAGGCGUCUUGUACCUUGGAUGGCUGUGUUAAGAUCUAUACCUCACGUGUAGAUUCAGUUGCAAAUGAGACUGGCAAAUUAUUAAGUGGUCUUGCUGAUAGCAAUACACAUGGUAAUGAAGGCGAUGAUGACACAAGACAAGAAAAACGUGUUCGUCGAAAGACAAAUCGAUCUGAAGCAACAUUGUUAAAAGAUUUUUCUUCCAUUGCUUUAAAAAAAUUUGAUCUAGAUUUUGCAGUUGAUCCUUUGUUUAAAAAAACAUCAGCAGACUUUGAUGAAGGAGGAGCUAGAGGUCUUUUGUUGAAUCACUUAAGUUUAGACCAAAAUGGAAAAAUUAUAUUCGAUGCAUCAGAUGCUACAAUCGAAUGUGAGAACGAUGAAGGUGAUAAUGGUGAGCAAAACAUGAUAUCUAUUGACAACAUUGAACAUCAACCACAAGAGCAAUACAAUGAUGAGGAAAAAAUAGAUGAUCCUAUGGAAGAAGAGACAACAGAAAACCAAAAUGAAAUAAUACCCGAAUCAAUGGAGAUUGACUCACUACCUACCAUAAAAGAAAUCUCACCUACUGUAGAAGAAGAUGCAACUCAAUUGAAAAACGAAGCUCGUAUUGAAAUCUUCAGAUUAAAAUCUAAAUUACCAAAGAUGCAAUUAUUGCCUGAUUUUCACAUUGUACCAUUUCUUAAAGAUUAUAACUUUUUCACAGAUGAUAAUGAUGAUUUGGCUAUUCCUGAUUUAGAUAACGAUGAUGAUGAUGAUGAAAAUGACAAUAAUGUAUCAGCUAAUAAUGAUUUUGAUUUUGAUGAUGAUUUUGAUGUUAAUUAUGGAGAAAAUGAUGUUGAUCCUUUCCAAUUUGAUGAUACACAACAGGAAGAUACACAACAACAAGAACCCUUAAGUACUUCUUUUGUAGAUAAACCCAUUCAAGAACAUGACUUUUUAUCCGCCAUAAUUCACACAGGAGAUCACGACAUGUUUAAUUAUUUCGAUUCAACGCUUGUCAAGAACUGGGCAGGACCUGAACAUUGGAAGUUGCGACGAAAACCUAUUGAAAAAGAAGAAUCUCAACAACAACAACAACAACAACAACAACAAAAUUCAACAGCGAAACGAAAAACACGUACUGUAACAGAUAAUUCUUUACCAUUUCAACAAAUACUUGAAGAUAAUGUUGAAAAUAACGAUCCUUUUGAGAGUACUACAAAGAAAUUAACAUUGACAAAAGAUGCUAUAUCGAAGAUGACUGGUCAUCUUUUACCAGAAGAUAUUCAUUUUUCAUCCAAAGUUUUAUUACAAUAUUCAUUAAAGCCUGCUUUGCCAUCUAAUGGACGAAGGAAGAAACAGACAAUAAAUCAAAUAGAAGAAGCUAUAACAGAUCCUGCAGAUGAUGGUGUCAUGAAUUCAGAUGUUAAUUUUUGGGCUAAUCAAACACAAGAUUAUGGUGAUGAUGUAAUAGAUGACGAUGAUAAUCUACCAACUGACGCAUAUGGAUCUGAAGCCAAUAUAGACCAAACCAUCUUAACGGCAUUUGAUGAAACAUCAUUUUAUCAAGAUAACUAUGAUGAUCCUGAAAUAUCAGUGCUUUAUGGAGAUGAACUUAUUACAAAUCAUCAUCUCAAGAAAACCAAACCACUAUACGUUAAUUAUGCUCGAACAGCAAAAAGAGUAGAUAAAAGAUAA
This is a messenger RNA of Cokeromyces recurvatus, 1914 nucleotides long. Its product is annotated as condensin complex subunit 2/barren. Gene Ontology annotation, cellular component: condensin complex. Gene Ontology annotation, molecular function: chromatin binding. Bases 25 to 1914 code for a protein of 629 amino acids. The transcript has 7 exons. Gene Ontology annotation, biological process: mitotic chromosome condensation. NCBI's taxonomy places the organism in Eukaryota, Fungi, Mucoromycota, Mucoromycetes, Mucorales, Mucoraceae. The record is from RefSeq and is a predicted model, not a curated record.